CCCCGCCCCCCGCCGGCCUUCAUUCACGGCGCGAUGGCCCUGGAGCGGCUCCCGCUGCGCGGGGCGUUGGGGCAGGCACCGUCCCUCGGCGGUCUCGGAGCGCUGCGCGCGGCGCCCUAAGCAGCACCGUCCCUUCGCGAGAGAAAACCAACUUUUUGGAUGUCCUGUGGAGAUACACAUCUUUGGCAUGGAUUAUACGUUCACUUUUUUCUUUUUCUACAACCUGAGGCAACAACGUGUGCUACAUCUGAUAAAAGAAUUAAUUGUGGGAAAAGUCAAAUGGUUAUGUCACAUUAAGAAACUGAUUUAAGAAUGUUUAUAUUUCAUGCCAAUAAUCCACAGCUGGAAAAGAUUAGAAGCCCAGUAGUUAAAUGAAUUACUCUCCUCCUGCCCUCAAUUCACAAAGAACAAGUAACCAACAUAUGUUUUAUUGUGUGUUUCCUCAUUAUUUAGCAUUGAAUCUUUUAUUACACUGAAAUCAUGGUGUGAUGAUUGGUAGACUCUCUCCCUAACAAAUACCCAACAGCUAAAGACUGUGUGUCAAGAUGACCUCUGAGGAAAUGACAGCUUCUGUUCUUGUGUCUGUGGUACAGGGUAAAGUGAUACCUGCUCAGUCAGCGGGAGAUGAAAAUAGCGAAAAUGCUUUGAACACCAGUGUUAUAAAAAGACAUAGUGCCAGUCCAGGAAGACAAACCGCGCACACGCUUUCGUACUUACGCAGACUUGAAGAAGAAAGUCUUCAGGGCUCUCUGCCCAAAAUAUUCUCUCUGGCAAAUGAAGCAAUGACUGAUGACAAUAGUAAUGAAAACUUCUGGGAGAGGAACAGCUCCAUCCCUGAUUCAAUGGAAUUUCUUAAUAUUAACUGUAACAUUGUACAGAAAAACUAUAACAGCAGUAUUCCAUGCAGCCAGUUAUAUAAACCAUGUGAUUCUUUAGUAGGGGGAGAUGCACGCCUGGAAACUGGAAUUCCUGUUUCACUGGAAAGAGCCAUGCUUGCUGAAAUUCAGCUGAAAAUGGAUGGACCUUCCUUAAGAAGCCAGUCAGCAGUAAAUAAGAGUGAAACUAAUGAUACUGAUAAGGUAGCCUUUUUUCACUUUCAUUGUGCUAGUGAAAGAAAUAUAUCAAAGGCUUUAUGCAAUUUACACAACAGCUUCAUUUUGGAUAACUGCUUGCAGCCAGUAAGUACGGACGAUGAUCACAUCACUGGUUCUACAGCCUGCACUUGCAGAUUAAUGGAGUUGACAAAUAAUUGUGAGAAUGGAAAUGGGCAACAGUUGUAUGAUGGUUGUGACACUUUAAGGGAUAAGUAUUUAUGCCUGGAAAGAGCAGCAAGAAAGGUUAAAGUGGCAUGCUCAGGUCACAACUUCUGUGGAAAUAACUUUACUGGAAGAAUGCCCUCCAAGCCCUUUCUGAGCCAUUUUGAAGACUGCAGUGAUAACUGUGAAGAAGAGAUGGAGGAGGAUUUUUUUAGAAACAAAAAGGAACGUUCCACUUUAUUAAUAAGGCGUUUUUGUAAAAAUGAUAAGGAGGUUAAAAAAUCAGUUUAUACUGGAACGAGAGCAAUUGUUAGGACUUUACCUUCAGGGCACAUAGGAACCGUGUCUUGGAAUUAUGUUGAAAAAAGGAGAAACAGCAGUGGCUUGAAGCAUUGUAGAAUUACAACAGAACAGCUAACUAUAAUUCAGUCCUUAAUAAAAUGGGAAUUUAACUCCUUUCUUCAGAAGUCUUUAUGGUAUGAGAUCUUCAGUACAGUGAGAGAAGAAGAAGGAGCAGAAGAUAUUUUUGAAUAUUUUCCUCAUCUUCUGAGAAAGCUCCCAACUUUAGAUGCAGACUGUAUAGGCAAAGGCGUUGGUUUUUGUUUAAAACCAUGUGUAACAGGUGCUUACUGUCAAUAUCGUGCCACUGUACAGAGGACUGCACUCUCUAACUAUGUAACUGGUGCUUUACUAGAAGCAACGACAUCAUUAGGAGCAAGAAGUGGUCUUCUAAGUAUCUUUGGAGGAUCAACUGGAAGAACAAUGCUUAAAGAACGUCAAGCGUGUACAUCUAUGGCUGGUUCCAGCGUCCUUCCCUCCAACGUGGCUGGUAUCAGUAAAGAGCUGAUCGAACUACAACACCUCAUUCAGUUCCCAGAGGAGGUUGCCAGCAUACUGACCGAGCAGGAGCAGGAGCUCUACCGGAAAGUCCUACCCAUUGACUACCUCUGCUUUUUAACCAGGGACUUGGGUAAUGCUGAAUGUCAAAGCAAACUUCCGAGCAUUAAAGCUUCCAUAUCUGCUACUAUUCUUUCUUCUCAAAAUGAUGAGCAUAAUGCCGUAGAAGAUCUCGUGACAAGAUUUAAUGAGGUGAGCUCAUGGGUUACCUGGCUGAUCCUGACUGCAGGUUCUAUGGAGGAGAAACGAGAAGUCUUCUCAUAUUUAGUACAUGUGGCAAAAUGCUGCUGGAAUAUGGGCAACUACAAUGCUGUAAUGGAAUUUUUGGCAGGGCUAAGGUCAAGAAAAGUUUUAAAAAUGUGGCAAUUCAUGGACCAGUCUGAUAUCGAAUCUAUGAGAAGUCUGAAAGAUGCUAUGGCACAACAUGAGUCAUCAUCUGAAUACAGGAAAGUGGUCAAUCGGGCACUCAAUAUUCCAGGCUGUAAAGUAGUUCCUUUCUGUGGUGUAUUUUUAAAAGAGCUUUGUGAAGUCCUGGAUGGAGCAUCAAGCCUCAUCAGACUCUGUCCACGAUAUAACUCCCAGGACGAAACACUAGAGUUUGUUUCAGAUUACAGUGGACAAGACAAUUUCUUACAAAGAGUGGGCCAGGAUGGUUUAAAUAAUCCAGAAAAAGAAUCAACAGCAAACAACAUAUUUCAAACUAUUCGGAGCUGUAAUCGCAGUUUGGAAUCUGAAGAGGGUGAAGAUAAUUUCAGUGAAGGGAGCGAUUCAAGAAAUAACUCUUUGAAGGACAGAAACCGGUACCAGUUUAUAAUUGGAGAUCUUUCAGAUUCUGAAAGUGAUAUAUUUGAGCAGUUGAAGGAGUGGGACACAAAUUCAACCGAAGAGCAACAGAAAGCUUUCUGUCAUGGAAUAGAACUCAUUCCCUGGUAUGUGUUAUCAAUCAGAGCUGAUGUCCAUCAGUUCAUGCUGCAAGGGGCAACUGUCAUUCAUUAUGACCAGGACACACAUCUCUCAGCACGUUGUUUUCUUCAGCUUCAGCCUGACAAUAGUACUUUGACUUGGACAAAACCCACAACAGUUUGCCCUGCAAAUACUAAAGCAAAAUUGAGUGUGGCAAGUAAUGCUCCUGAGCUUGGUAAAUACCAGUUUCUUGGCAAUACUGGACUAAAUGGAUUGGUGGAAGGUUUUUUGGAUUUGUUUUCAGCAAAGGCUGUAUAUAUGGGACACCCUGGCAUUGAUAUGCACACUGUGUGUGUUCAAAAUAAACUGUGUAAUAUGUCUCUUGAAGAAAAUGGUAUAACACUACUUUAUGGACUUCAGACUACUGAUAAUAAGUUGCUGCACUUUGUUGCUCCAAAAUAUACUGCCAGAAUGCUAUACGAUGGAUUGCUGGAAUUGUCUAAAGCUGUAAGAAAAAUGAGGUGCUUCCCUGAUCAAAGGCUACAGUGGCUACGGAAACAGUAUGUCAGCCUUUACCAGGAGGAUGGAAGGUUUGAAGGCCCAACCUUGGCUCAGGCUGUUGAACUGUUUGGAGGCAGACGAUGGAGUGCAAGAAAUACAAGCACAGGAACCCUUACCAAAAACACUGAGAAACCUAGUAUACAGAGAAACAACACUCUGGGAAUAAACACAGCCAAGAAAAAGAAGAAAGUACUCAUGAGGGGUGAAAGUGGAGAGGCCACUGAUGAUGAAAUGGCAACUCGGAAGGCAAAAAGCUGUAAGGAAUAUCGUAAUAGAAGUGGUUCAGAUCCCCAAGAUAUUGAUGAACAAGAAGAAUCAGAUCAGAGUAUUAUUAUUAAUGCUUCUCCAUCUAACACCGUGUCAUCAAGAAGAGCUCACUCUCUGACAGCAUCUGGAUCUCCUAAUUCAGCAGCUGCAACAUCUUCACCAGCAAGACCAGUCUCCUCUCCAGUAAUGUGUUCAAGCAAGAGUCAAUCUAGCACAUGGAGCAGCAGUAGCUGGCAUGGUCGAGUUAAAGGGGGAAUGAAGGGCUUUCAGAACUUCAUGGUUUCUGAUAGUAAUAUGACUUUUGUGGAAUUCGUGGAGCUCUUCAAAUCUUUCAGUGUUCGGAGCCGGAAGGAUCUUAAAGACCUUUUUGAUGUCUAUGCAGUGCCAUGCAAUCGAUCCGGUCUAGAGCCUACUCCACUUUAUACUAAUUUGAAGAUAGAUGAAAAUAGCAGCGGAUUCCAGCCUGAUUUAGAUUUGUUGACUAGGAAUGUUUCAGACCUUGGUUUGUUCAUAAAGAGUAGGCAGCAGCUGUCAGAUAACCAGAGGCAAAUAUCUGAUGCUAUUGCUGCUGCCAGUAUUGUAACUAAUGGUACUGGAGUUGAAAGCACAUCGCUGGGAGUAUUUGGAGUGGGCAUCCAGCAGCUAAACGACUUCUUAGUGAACUGCCAAGGAGAACACUGCACUUAUGAUGAAAUCCUCAGUAUUAUCCAGAAAUUUGAACCCAGUGUGAAUAUGUGUCAGCAAGGGCUACUGUCUUUUGAAGGAUUUGCAAGAUUUUUGAUGGAUAAAGACAACUUUGCCUCCAAAAACGAUGAGUCACAAGAGAAUGCUGAGGAAUUGCAGUUUCCACUGUCAUAUUAUUACAUUGAAUCUUCACACAAUACUUACCUUACUGGCCAUCAGCUUAAAGGGGAAUCCUCGGUAGAGCUCUACAGCCAGGUUCUCUUACAAGGCUGUAGAAGUGUAGAAUUAGACUGCUGGGAUGGCGAUGAUGGGAUGCCCAUCAUUUAUCAUGGGCACACUCUUACUACUAAGAUCUCUUUUAAGGAGGUAGUCGAAGCCAUUGAUCGCAAUGCCUUUAUCACCUCUGACAUGCCAAUUAUCAUAUCCAUAGAAAACCACUGUUCUUUGCCUCAGCAACGCAAGAUGGCUGACAUUUUCAAGGGUGUAUUUGGAGAUAAGCUGGUAACAAAGUUUUUAUUUGAGAGUGACUUUUCUGAUGAUCCCAUGCUUCCUUCACCUGGCCAAUUGAGAAGAAAAAUCCUGCUUAAAAACAAGAAGCUCAAAGCCCAUCAAACACCAGUGGAUAUAUUGAAACAAAAGGCUCAUCAGCUGGCGCAUAUGCAAGCACAGGCUAGCAAUGGUGGUGGCACUAGCAACCCCACAUCUACCAAUGAAGAGGAAGAAGAAGAAGAGGAUGAAUAUGACUACGACUAUGAAUCUCUCUCUGAUGAUAACAUUCUUGAAGACCGACCUGAGAGUAAAUUAUCAAGUGAUAAGCUGCAGUUUGAAUAUAAUGAAGAGACUGCCAAAAGAAUAAAGAAAGCUGAUUGUGCUACUUACAGUAAUAAAGGAAAGGUUUAUGAUAUGGAACUGGGUGAAGAAUUUUAUCUUCCACAGAAUAAGAAGGAAAGCAGACAGAUAGCCCCAGAGCUAUCAGAUCUGGUCAUUUACUGUCAAGCUGUAAAGUUUCCAGGCUUGUCAACUCUAAACCCAUCUGGCUCUAGCAGAGGAAAAGAAAGGAAAAGCAGGAAGUCCAUUUUUGGCAACAAUCCUGGCAGACUAAGCCCUGGGGAGUCAGCAACUCUUGCCAAAGCAUCUGGAAAAGGCCCUUUUGAUGUCAUGCGGCAGACCUGGGAAGAUCCGUGUUCUUUUAAUUCGCCAGCUUCUCUCAGCGCCAUCAUAAGGACACCUAAAUGCUACCACAUCUCCUCGCUGAACGAGAACGCUGCCAAGCGGCUGUGCAGGCGGUAUUCUCAGAAGCUGAUCCAGCACACCACCUGCCAGCUGCUGCGGACGUACCCCGCUGCCACACGCAUCGACUCUUCAAAUCCCAAUCCCCUUAUCUUCUGGCUCCAUGGCGUACAGCUCGUGGCUCUUAACUACCAAACAGAUGAUCUUCCUCUGCAACUUAAUGCAGCAAUGUUUGAAGCUAAUGGUGGCUGCGGAUAUGUUUUGAAACCUCCUGUUCUGUGGGAUAAAAGUUGUUCAAUGUACCAGCAAUUUUGUCCAUUAGAAAGAGAUCUUGAUAAUAAGGAACCAGCUAUAUAUUCUUUAACAAUUGUGUCUGGCCAGAAUGUUUGUCCCAGCAAUAGCACGGGAAGUCCCUGCAUUGAAAUCGAUGUCCUCGGGAUGUCUCUGGACAGCUGCCACUUCCGGACUAAACCCAUUCAUCGCAACACUCUCAACCCUAUGUGGAAUGAGCAGUUUCUUUUCCGGGUUCACUUUGAAGAUUUGGUCUUUCUUCGAUUUGCAGUUGUUGAAAAUAACAGCUCAGCUGUAACAGCCCAAAGAAUCAUUCCACUAAAGGCUCUAAAAAGAGGCUACAGACAUGUCCAGCUACAUAACCUGCACAAUGAAGCGUUAGAAAUUUCAAGUUUGUUCAUAAACAGUCGGAGAAUGGAAGAAAGUCCAUCUGGAAACACUCUGCCUGCAUCUAUGUUGUUCAGCACAGCCGAAAGGAGAGCUGCCGUGGCGUACAAAGUAACCAUUCAUGGGAUUCCAGGCCCUGAGCCUUUUACUGUUUUUAAUAUAAGCGGGGGGACCACAGCUGCACAGCUUCUUCAUCAGCUCUUGGCUACCACAAAAGGCACUGAGUCAUGUGCCACAGACUAUUUUCUGAUGGAAGAGAAAAGUUUCAUAUCUAAAGAAAAGAACGAAUGCAGAAAACCACCAUUCCAGAGAGUAAUUGGUCCUGAAGAAGGGCUAGUGCAGCUCUUGAACAGCUGGUUCCCAGAAGAAGGAUAUGUUGGAAGGAUUAUCUUUAAAACCCGAGAGGAAAAUUUAAAUGAGAGAAACAUCUUUCAAGAAACAAAGGAAGAUGCAACCAUCAGCUCUGAGGAUGACAGUUUCUUUGUUCAGGUACAUGAUGUCUCCCCAGAGCAACCACGCACUGUCAUCAAAGCUCCCCGCUUUAGCACAGCUCAGGACGUCAUACAGCAGACUCUUUGCAAAGCCAAGUACUCUUACAGCAUUUUGAGCAAUCCCAAUCCGAGUGAUUAUGUCCUGUUGGAAGAGGUGACAAAAGAGCCAGCAAACAAAAAGUCCUCAACGUCUAAGCCAUCUCAGAGGAUUCUCUCUGAUCAAGAGUGUGUGUUUCAGGCCCAAAGCAAGUGGAAAGAAGCAGGAAAAUUUAUCCUUAAGCUCAAAGAACAAGUUCAGGCAGCUCGAGAUGACAAAAGAAAAGGCAUUUCCUUUGCCAGUGAACUCAAGAAGUUAACCAAGUCAAGUAACAAGUAUCGGGGAUUUGUAUCACCACCUCUGCAGGUCUUGCCAGACAGUCCGCAGAGUAAGGAUGAAAGGUCUGCAUGCAGUUUGACUUUUAGUGACAUUAUGGAGUAAUACCCACCACUGCCUACAGCACAGUCUGGUCAGGUUACUAUGAAGACCCUAAAUCGUCAAAAAACCUGAAUUCAAGGAAAGCAAAGUCAAUAAUGGAAAGAUCCCAAGAACAUUCCCUCUUCUUCUUUGUUCUUUCAUUUUGUUGAGAACUGGAAUUUACGUCACUGAAGCUUCUACAGUGUCCUUGGAGAAACCUGCUGUGGUCUGAACUGGUCAGUAAUUGUGCGGCCUGUGCUACAAAUGCUUAAUCCAGACAGUGCUUCUGGAUUAACGCACUCACUCUGGGAAUGCUAAGUGGGAUGGUGUCGAUUGGAAAGAUGCCUGUCACCUAUCGGAGGAUUCCUUUCUUUCCAUUUAUUUUCACAUCUGCAGAUUCUCAGUAGGCAGAUGAAGCAGUUUUCUUGGACUGUAUGUUGUAAACAAGCAUGUCCCCCUACCCCACCUUUUUGUUUUAAACAAAAGAUAAUUUUAACUAGUUGCCUCAAGGGAAACCAAAGGCAGGGAACUAGAACCAGAGUGUUAUGUGUAUUAUAUUAAAAUAAUGCACUUUUACCUAAAGAUUCCUGUUAAACACUGUGUUAAGUGAUUGUAAAGAGAUUUAAAUAUAUUGUAACUUCCUUGGCAUAUCAGUUUAACUUUGGUGAAUAUACACAAAAUGCUCAAAUUAUUUAUGGUUUAUCUACUUUAACAAAAUAAUGUACAAUAAUAGCUAAAUACACCCAACUGGUAGUGAUCCUUUGACAAGGAACAAUAUUUUCUUCUUAUAAAUUCUAGUUUUCCAGACUUAUGUUUAAAGAAAGAAUGAAUAUUUAUUAUCAUGUUCCAAAGUAUGUGCCAUUGUAUAAUAUAUUUAUCAUAUACUACUUUUUAGAAACUGCAGAAUUUUCACCUCUCUCUGGAUUUAGAGGAAAAAAUAUUUAAACUUUCCAGGUUGUUUCUUUUCAGCUAAAAAAAGUUAAUACCUGAAACUGACCAAACUUAAACAGUGUACUGAAAAAUGUAAUUAACAUUUCAAAAUUUCAAACUGAAAAUACAUUUUUCCAUAAAUCAGAAAAUGUCUAUAGCUGUUUUUUUACUUGCCUCUUAAACCCAGAGAGUAUAAGGAACUCUUACACUCUUAACUCUUGACAUUUUUGUUUACAUAGAAACACUGUUGUAAAGUUUUAUACCUGUUUGCGGAAUUUGUCUUUUGAAGCUUAAAUUAGUUAUGGCUGUCUUUUUUCCCCUCUAUGGGAGUUAUUGUUUUGCUUAGUUACUUAAAACAACCCACACCAAUUUACAGGGGCACAAAUGAAACAAUUGCUGAAGUCACCCAUCCCUCCGGUUUCCCACAUGAACUGUGUGUGUGGUGAAAUCAUUGCUCAGCGCCUGUUUGUCUCCCGGUAGCGCACCCUGAACAUAGUGUUUCAGUCACCUGGUGCAAGUAAAUCAAGUAGUCCGUAAAUAGGGGGAGUGGUUCAUGCAAUCAGCGAUUCCGCAUCAGCACCAGCUCUCGAGCACAAACAGCUGCUGCUUCUAGGAGAGAGGCUCUGUCAGGCAAAGGUUAAAACAGCAAUGUAACUACAAUGUUUACUUUUGCUAGUCAGUACAAGGAGGACAGGGAAAGAAGUUACAGGCAGUAGUCCUGAGACAACCAAAUAAAUAGAGAAACAGCAAAUUAAAAAAAAAAAAGAAAGCAAAGUCAUUAAUUGAUUUAUAAACAAGCAGGCAGAGCCUGCCUUGUGUCACGAGAAGCUAUGAAGUCUUUAAGUAUAUGCUAGGGAAAAUUCCUACAAAGUAAUCAUUACCAAAGCAAAAAGUGCCCCCUUGAGGUCAUUUCCAGCUUCCAGGAAAAAUAACCACAGCCUCUUAAAAAAAAAAAAAAAAAAUCAAAUCUCCUUGUGGCAUAUCCUGGAAGCCACGUACUACCCACUACUAAUCUUCAGUACUGAUGCGACAAAACAGCAUUUUGCAAUUCAGCAGUCAGUCUCCCACUCAAAAAAUCCCCAGCCACCUUCCAGCUCAGCCUCUUCAUUCAUAACACCGUUCUGCAUUCUGAGGAAAAGGCAGUGUGUAAGAAGUUAGACACACAAAUUUUUCCUUCUCUGAAAUUACUAGUUUAGAUUUCCAUUGCAAAUGCUUAUGGCUAACAUCUUCAAAAGUAACUCAUCCAAGAUUCUGUACAGUGCUGAAUUUAUAUGGCUUUAGGUACAUUAUUUGUUUGGCUACUAUGUAAAAAGCCUGCGUGGCACCAGUCUUUAUUCUUAGAAACCCAGAAAUGAAAACAAAAUUAAUCUAGCUGAAGCUAAACGAGUGACUCUUAGAAUGUUACCUAAUAGCUUCAAAAUCUGUUGUUACCUCUGUGUGAGUAUUUACUGGCCAAGUGAACAGAAGUAAGCUGUCUGUACAUGGCCUAGCUCAUCUUGACAAAUUUUAACUGCAUCUUAUCUGCAGCCUCUCUAAAAAGGAGCUAUGUGCCCUUCCCUCCCAUGGCACAUGCAUAAUGCAAGACUGAUACCGAAUAAAAUGUUGAAAGCGACAAAUUAUGCAUAGCUUUAUAUGCACAGUUUGCUUUGGGAAAUAUUUACAUUGACCUACCACACAAUUCAACUAAUGCGAUUUUUUUUUUCAUGCUAUAAAGAAUUUUUCCUUUCAGUGUUUUUAAGGACAUUCUAGAAAUAGCAUUUACUUUCCUGUACAGUUUGCCUGUACCUAUUUAGCAACUUUUCUAAUAUUCAGCAGCACUGAAAGUAAAAUUCUUAACAUCACCUUUAGUGUCCUAGAAGUCUGGGAGACACUUGCUAAUUGAUUAGGGAGCCAACAGAGCAAGUUUUCGUACACAUCUCAUCAUCAACUAAUGGUUUUCUGUCACACUGUGUAAAUAAAAAAAACAAAAAAACAAACACCCUUGGGAAAAUACGGGACAGCUGUAGCCAUGCUACAUUGUGUAAAGCAGCUCUAAUACUAGCCUGAAGUCUGGCAGCAAUUUAAAAAACAAUAGUUAGCAGAAAUAGUACAAAUGCAAUAAUUUUCUAGUUGUGGGAACAGUUUAUUAAUAGAGGUACCUGCCUCAUCAGUGAAGGUCUAAGCUGCUUUUGUUGCUGUUUAUCACAGUGAAAGGAAACUAUCUAGCUUUAUAGGCAUUUAGAUGUUUGUAAGGCUAAUUAUACUGUUCAAGUAUUUUCAUUAAUGUACAUGUAUCAGUUAAUCAGUUUUACAAAGCUUCUAGGUAUUGGUAAACAUCAGAGUAAAUUCUUUUUUGUUGGUGGAAUGUGGUUCAUUUUUGGUGAAGUUAGUUAGAAAGGAUUACUGUAUCCUUCCAUUUGCAUUGGUUCCAAAUAUCCUAAAAAUGAAAAUAUAACACUACUUAAAGCAUUAAACAGAGGGUUUUGUUAACUUUUAUGAAAGCCCAGUUAAAUAGAUUUCAUAUGCUGAGUUGAGUUAUUAUUCUAAUAGGAAAGUUUAUCCUGCUUCUCCACAGAUUUUCUUUCUGCAGGAAAUCUGUCCACAGAUUCCUACGACAAGACUGACAAAAUAACUUUUGUCCCUUUCCGUGCUUUUGGCUGAGCAUGGACAAAUACAUUCAUUUUUCACACUACAAACUAUUUACAGGAAGCAGCUUCCAGGAUAAAGUUUGAAAGAAAGGAAUGUAAAUAAUCAACACCUUCCAGAAAUGUGCAGCCUCUGAGUGGUAGCAGGCCUCACUCUGAACAGUUUACAUGUGGAAAUCUUGCACCCAGUUGCCUAUGGGCCAUAGAGAAGUAUUUUAUUCUGUGCUAUUUUCAAACCACUGUUACUUUUCUACCAAUAUGUGUUGUGUUUCUCUGCAUAGCAUGUGCUGCUUGCAGUGCUGUGACUGUACGGGACAAAACUCGGGCAGCUGUGGAUCCUGGCCCCUUUGCAGCACUAUUCAGUUUUCAGGAAUUGGCGGAUGCCAGGAGGUGAUCAGUAGAGUCCGAAGGGUUAUCUGUUUGGUUUCUUUAACUGUUAAAUUUGGGCUCAGUAUGAUACAAAAAUACUGUCUCAUUUUUUAUUUUUAAAAUGUAGUCACUUUUUUUUUUAUUACUAUGAAUAUUACUAGAUGAAGUAUCUCAAUAGCCAUCUUUUGAAAGCAGUCUGCCUCUAGAGAUCACGUUUUAAAGAAAUAAAGACUUUAACGUGGCUGUAUCUAAGUAUCUUAAAAACACAUCCUUUUAUAUUCAUAGUUUGCCUUUAAAAAAGAAGAACUUGCUGGCAGAUUUACAUUUCAGUAAAAGAUUGAGUCUGCAGCUUCUGAAACGGAACUGUUCAUUCUGCUCUAGCUCUCAAAACGCUACUAAGCUUCAGCUAACAUUGUUUCUUUGUCACCUGCUGUUACUAGUCCACUAUAAAAUUCAGUUUACUUUUAGGGUAGCCCACUAAAUGUAACAAUGGUGGAGUUUUUUUUCUGACUGUGAUAAAUAUUUUGUAACUGCAAUAGUGCUAGAUGUUUGCCAGAAUUAGCAAAAUAAACACAAAAAUAAAUAGCAGUAAAUAGAUUUCUCUCCCAUACAAAUACAGGAUAUUUCAGAAUGACUUACUAGUUGUUCAGUCAUCUUCCUCUGCCUCUUAAAGCAUGUCAAAGUAUUCUGACAAUGCAACAUCACUAUGUGCCAGUCUUCACAUUGUUUUGAAAUUACGUAAAAUGUACAAUUUUAAAAAUGUCUUUCCACCUGGAAUAUUUUCUCUCUGCUGACUUGAAGAAUAAACUUGUAUUUGUAUAUGUUGUAAAAAAAUAAAUGGUUUAAGAUGUGGA
Messenger RNA from Dromaius novaehollandiae (emu), 12198 nucleotides. It is a transcript of the gene PLCE1, whose product is annotated as phospholipase C epsilon 1. Gene Ontology annotation, biological process: small GTPase-mediated signal transduction; release of sequestered calcium ion into cytosol; lipid metabolic process. Lineage: Eukaryota; Metazoa; Chordata; Aves; Casuariiformes; Dromaiidae. The transcript is spliced from 33 exons. Gene Ontology annotation, molecular function: phosphatidylinositol-4,5-bisphosphate phospholipase C activity; guanyl-nucleotide exchange factor activity. The coding region runs from base 546 to 7445 and encodes 2299 amino acids. The record is from RefSeq and is a predicted model, not a curated record.